CUCGAAUCUCAAAUACUGGGAAACGUAGUCACCCAUACCAAGCAUGUAUAGUAGCAAACAAUCCGUAACAGUUUUCAUAAACCUGGACGUGUAUAACUUUCCCGGACUGUGAUCGAACUCCGCAUAAACUUUUUCUGAUAGAGAUCUUGUUUUGGCUUCAAUAGUUCAACCAUUCGAUUUUCGAACAAAUUUCCUCACAACUCGCGUGAUACGGAGAUCGUAGCACCAUGGAUGUUCGACCACAAUUGGACUGGGAAAACUAUUUCAUGGCUGUGGCGGCUAUAUCUGCCAAAAGAUCGAAGUUAGAGAACAAAGUUGGCGCUGUGAUUGUGACAGAUGACAACAGGAUUGUCGGCGCAGGGUAUAACGGCACCCCGCUGAAUCAUCCUGACCCUGGCAAUGUUGUAUGCGACGCAACUACAAAUGCUAUAUUAUUCCGGUGUGUGGCGGAUCUGCGCGGCACCUCCAUGUUCACAACCGCCCUUCCCAGUCCAGAGGCCGCUAAACUGAUUGUCCAAUCUCGGAUCAAGAUUCUUUACUUCCUCGAAAGGAGUGGAGUCAACAUGCCUGAAGACAUCGCUAGCCUCUUUGCUACGGGACACGUGGAGUGGCGCCACUUUAUACCUCAGCAUAGGGAAGUCGUGGUGAACUUUGCCGCACUUGGAGAGACACGCGAGGCUCAAUUACCGGAACAGCCGUCCUCGAAUGGGAGAAGCGAAUAGAUGGUUGAAGAUAUUGGUCGAGCUCCGAGUACUAGUUAAAUGGCGCUAUAGCGCAAAAUUUAGCACGUUUUUGUAGACUCAUCGCUGUGAGUUUGAGGUGAUUGCGAGCAUUGAUUGCAGGACAAUGGUUCUGCAGAACUAUUGUCUUGUAGUCGGUGCUCGUAAUCACCUUAACCCUAUUACUUAAUCAUAUUAAUUGUAUUUGUAUUAUAAAUGCAACCCGCUAAAUGCCAUCUGAUUGUGUAUGUCUUUUGUCAGCCCCACAAUGGCCUCAUGUCAGGUUAUAUGAGGGAAAUAAACUAUUGUUAUUGUUAUAUGCCCUUUGCGGUCGUUUAGGUCUAUCGACCAACAUGAAAGCUCUUGUGUGCGUAUUAUCCUGUUAACCCUUUUAUAAGAUAGUGGAACAAUAUUCCAAUCCAAGGCAAGGGUUUGUUUACAAACAGAGGUAUACAAUGCUGUACAAAAAAGCACACUGAUGUACACAAAACUCCGGAGCCGAGGAAUUGAACAUGAGACAAGACCACAAUUGAUUUUUUAAGCCUUUUAGCAGUUAAAUUGUCAAUGUUUGACCGCGACGCAUCAAAUACUGCGUGGGGUUGUGAAUCUGAAAUUUUGAUAUGAUAUUCCGGACAGUCGGGCAAGCAAAUUGUGAAAAAUAAACUGGUAGUUGACCACGGACAUUUUUUUGAUAAUCGACAAAUUAGACAGACUUUGAUAUUUCCACUUUUUUCAGCCAACUGGCAGAAAAAACUCAAAACACGCCCCCAUCAAAUAAUUUCUUUAUAUCUGUAGACCUGCCACAGCAAAUAUUUUUUCAAUACCUCUCCAAAUAUGUACUUGAGAGUUAAAAACAUGCACUCGUCCAAUUGAUAGGCCUCGACCCUCCAACCUAUGAAUAUUCAUUAGUGGUCUUGUCUCACAUUCACAUUACGGCAGGUAUAAAAUUCAAACAUUCCAGGUGGUGCAGGAAGAACCAACUGAUGAUGUACACUGUGCUGUACUGAAAUAAAGUUUUUUAUAGUUUCAUGCCUAUGUUUUAAAAUGGUACAUUCAUAUGUUCACUAAAAGCUCAUACCUGUGACAAGGUAAUUAGAAUAUAAGCAUGAAGCUUUGAAAACUUUAUAUCAGUACAGCACAAUGUACAUCAUCAAUUUGUUCUUCCUGCACCACAUGGAAUAUUUGAAUUACAUACUGCUAUAAUUUUUUAGAUGAGUAGAUGUAGAUUGAUUUUUAUGCGGUUUUCACACUUGCGUUUCUUAUGUUAGUAGUUCGGCAAGUUGUUAAUGGUCCCGAAUUGAGGAGGAUUCGCGAGGACGAUUCGUCUAAAAAUAGAACCUACGCGGGAAAUUCCAAAAACAAAAUCUCAAAUGGGUAAAAGAGGGCGCUUUAAUCAGCGGGAAAUUAGUUGAGAAAUAGUUUUCAAAUGGAGAAAAGAGGACGCUUCAUCAGCGCAGCGAGAAAUUCAAAUUAUGAAUUGAAACCAGGCCAUACUAAUACAAGCUUGCAUCGGUACGAUCGAUAGUUGUACAGAUAUUUCUCAAUAUCUCGUAUUUAUAUACCUCAGUGAUAUAAAAUAUAAUGCUUGAAGUUGAAUUUCCGUUUGAAUGGCCUUUUUGAAAAAAUGUUUAGAAUCGAGGUCAACAGGGUCAAAAGGAAUUGGUUUUUGGCGCCAAUGAUGUCAGGGACAUGGCGGAGUUGUUCUUAAGUUCGAGGUGAUUCUCUUGGAAUCCAUUCUGCCGAUGCUCACUGUGAGGGCUGUGAUUUGAAGGGACAAAUUAGGUUUGUGAUCGAGGUUACCAAGAUGACUAGUUUUCGAAUUCCCUUCCGUGCACCCCCUCAUUCUGCAGCAUACUUAUUCUCGCUAAUAAUGAUUUUGCAAGUGUUGUUAGGUGUUUUGGAUAUGUCUUGCAAAUCUAAGGCCAACAGCUACAUUCUGUUUUGGUGAGAUCUUUAUUGCAGUUGGUGAUUUGUUCAUUUUUUCCCUUAUUUUUCCCCUACUCACGGAUUAGGCGACCACUUAACACACAAGAACCAUUUGAAGCCGAUAGGAGAAACACUGGCACACAGAAACACUCACAGAUGCUACAUCGGUACUGAACUUCAGUGGUUAAUCAGUCGUUACACGGUCCAACCGACCACCGGGAACCAACAGAGAAACCCGGAUAUCGAAACACACCGUGAAAGCUUUAGUUGUAAAAUCGAUGAACAGAAUUCAGCCGCAAUCGCGGAUCGUCCAUAUACUAAUUAAACGAGUAUGCUUGUACCAGUCUGCGAUAUAUUUCUCGUGUUUAGGGUAACAAUGUGCCUGUUUUCUACAGGAACAUAUCAGGUCAAUUUCUUGCGGAUAGUUUUGGCCAGAUUCGAUAGACGCGCAGGAUAAUACAUUUAUGUAACUUUGUCGUGUGAAGCCACAUCGGACCAUACUGAUCUUCCAGCGGUAUCGCCUCCGUAGCCUCCGUCCAUACUGAUGCGCGUUGUCUGGAAGCUGAGCAAUGUCAAUACAUCACGGGUCAAGACUAGGCAUACGUUGGCAUUUAUUCGGAACGCAAGCCCUCCACCAUUCUGAACCAUCCAAGGUGUGUUGAGAACACGGACGAGAACGCUUAUACAAAUCUCCUUCAAAUGAUUUCGGACAAUUUCGCUGAUUUCAAAACAGGGUAAAACCAAAUCGCUCAAAGAGUGAUGGACAAGUAGGAUCUUCCUUCAGCUCAGGCAAGGGUGUUGGAACGUUCGGUGAUUUUUGAUUGGAUUACCAAAACAUUAAGGACUGGUGUUCAAGAUGUAUGUUACAGCAAGGAGGGUCUGUCUCUACAUUUUGGUAUUGGUGGACAUUGUUUUGAAAGCUGCGGCGAAGGAUGUCUUAGAAACGACAAAGGCUACCCUCACGGAGACUACCAUCCAGCCAUUGCAGCUCUCCAAGAUAUCGGCGACGACCUUCUCACCGGCGGAUUAUGAUGAUUCAACACAAGACCCGUUCAGUAUGGAAUCGGUGGUGGCGCCCCCUCUCAGGGUGUGGCACAUUGCUGCUAUCGUCGGCACCGUCAUAUCAACAAUCAUCAUCAUCCUGUGCUGUGUGUUCGACUGCCGCAUCCCGCGCUCCAAGGAGGAGAUAGAGAGGAAUAAUGAGAAGCGCCGCAUCGCCUUCAAAUACGCAGACGAGAUGACUAAGAUACAUAUCAAUGAUAUGAAGAUUAUCCCAAAGGAAAAAGAAGAAUUCGAAGCAAAUCAAAAGAAGAAAUCGACACAUCUGACAAAAAAUGGCGGCGAGAUCGAGCAGAAGAUGAAGUCAAAAAGUAAACAACCGAUGGCAUCAAAUGGUGCCACGGCGGUCCAAGUGAACGAAGAACAGAAACCACGGAAGAAGAAAAGGCGCCGACGAACGUCUGCUGGAGUCAGUGAUGUUGCGACGCCGCUGGCACAUCACCCCACUGAGAUGGUGCAGCCGUCGAAGAAGGCCAGUCUAGCCCUCGGUGUCCCAAACGAGAAGGCGACUGCAAGGACUCUAGCUAAGAUUCCCGAACAGAACAAGAAGUCGAGGGUCAAAGUUCACAAAGACCCAAACGUUUAAAGGGACAACUUUGGCCCGAAAUAUGUUGGUUUCUUCAUACGAAAAUGGCUUCCAGCAGGACCGUCACUUCUCCAAACAGGAUCACUGAAAAAUCAUUGUAUAUCCUGCAAUAGAGAGUAAGCUUGAACGGAGUAGGCGUCGGCUGAAAUUCGUAAGCCAGCCUCGCAACACUUUCGUAAUCUUGAUAACAUAUCUAGUUGUACAUUAGCUUGCACGGUGGCGGCGCAUGGUGGUGAGAAGGCAUAUUAUCCUCCUGGCCACCUAAAUCUGACAGGGACAAUGACAAUAGAUCCAAUGUAUUUUCCUUAAAGAUUGGUUGGCCAAGAGGAUAUACAUUCUUCUUGCGGAUGAAUUGGCCACGAAGAUGUAUUGUCUUUGCAGAUGAAUUGGUCAAGAGGAUGUAUUGUCUUUGCAGAGGACGUAUUGUACUUGCAGAUGAAUUGGUCAAGAGGAUGUAUUUUCUUUGCAGAGGAUCUAUUGUCCUUGCAGAUGAAUUGGUCAAGAGGAUGUAUUGUCUUUGCAGAGGAUCUAUUGUCCUUGCAGAUGAAUUGGUCAAGAGGAUGUAUUGUCUUUGCAGAGGAUCUAUUGUCCUUGCAGAUGAAUUGGUCAAGAGGAUGUAUUGUCUUUGCAGAGGAUCUAUUGUCCUUGCAGAUGAAUUGGUCAAGAGGAUGUAUUUUCUUUGCAGAGGAUGUAUUGUCCUUGCAGAUGAAUUGGUCAAGAGGAUGUAUUGUCUUUGCAGAGGAUGUAUUGUCCUUGCGUAUGAAUUGGCAACGAGGAAGUAUUGUCUUUGCAGAUGAAUUGGAAGAAGAUGUAUUUUCCCUGCAGUUGAAUUGGUCAAGAGGAUGUAUUGUCCUUGUGGAUCAAUAGACCAAGAGGAUGUAUCGUUUUCAGAUGAAUUUGUCAAGAGGAUGUCCGGUGUAUUGUCCUUGCAGAUGAAUUGAUCAAGAGGAUGUAUUGUCUUUGCGGAUGAAUUGGCCAAGAGGAUGUAUUGUCUUUGCGGAUGAAUCACCCGAGAUGAUUUACUGCCUCUGCAGAUGAAUUGUCCAAGAGGAUGUAUUGUCCUUGUAGGUGUCUUGGCCCAGAGGAUGUAUUGUCC
Lineus longissimus is the source of this 5386-nucleotide messenger RNA. RefSeq lists its product as uncharacterized. Bases 3502 to 4290 code for a protein of 262 amino acids. The transcript has 10 exons. NCBI's taxonomy places the organism in Eukaryota, Metazoa, Nemertea, Pilidiophora, Heteronemertea, Lineidae. The record is from RefSeq and is a predicted model, not a curated record.